GCAAUUGCGCAGCUCACAAUCUUAAUCGAUUAUUUUAAUAAAGAAUUCAGAUUCUAAUAGAAAGUGAGAUUGGGAUCGUUUUCUUACUCGAAUCAACUACACGGGGCUGAUUGAAGGGAGGAUGCUUUAAGGAAUUUGGUCUGGGGUUGGCUAGAAUGACGAUCAAAAUCAACUCAGCCCAUUCAAAGCAGGGAAUGUUGAUGGGGACAAGGUCAUACGAGCUGCCACACCUGAUUAAGAAUUUAACUCCCGUAAAAUUUCGGGAACAUUGCACGAUAGUUUCACUGAAUUUCUUGCGCAGAGAAAGCCCAGAAAGCAUACCAGGAACGUCCGCCUUGAUUACAUGAGCGUCGAUCGUUUCUAGCCAGUUGAUGUGGACAUUGCCCACGCCAGAGACAGAAGCAGGAUCGGGCCGAACAACGUGAUCGACAAAAGGUAGUGAAUCUCCCAAAAUAUUGACGUAUGAAAUUUCCCCCGAGGGAACUAUCACAGUUCGUAUAAUCUGAGGCAUGGCUCGAGCGACUGAUAAUUCAUCCCCCACAGGACCAGACGAACUUCUCGACACCUCAAACACAUUGAUGGGCUGAUAGAUGCUCGAGAUCGGAUGCAAGUAGUUCAUAUUCGCAGGCAGUGAAGAGAGUAAUCCACGGCACUUUCUAGUUGAUUAAUCCCUGCUCCCACAUUCGCCCAUACGCCGCGGAAAUCUGGUGCAGCAUGGAGGAGAAAAACCAUGAUUCGGCAAGGAGAGCACAUCUGAACCAGUUCCCGAUGAGAACGACUUCCGACGGCGGAAGGCCUUCCGACAAAAUCCCCGAUGGCCACAAGUGAAGCAGCCGAAUGCAAGAAUUGUCAUCGUGGACGAAUUGUGGAAGCACGACCUUCCCUUCGAGGUAAAUCGAGCGCUUGGAGAUUCGGAGGGGGUACAAAGGAGAAUCUGGGCACUUGUCUACCGACCAAUUACAUGCAAGCGCACAGUUCGAAAAUAUACAGUCUCGAUUUGUCCCGUAAUAUGAACGUGAACAUUCCAGGUUUUGAUUCAAUUGAAGCGCGACACGCGGCCCACACGAGAUCCAAAAGACAAACUACGACCAAUUGAGCUCGAGUGAUUUGAAAGUCCACGAUGCCCAAAGGCCCACAGCCAUGCAUGAAAGAGGAGCCAGACAGGGAGCCCGAGACUGUACGGCUAAAGCAAACGCUACCGUGAGCAGAGCCACUGCAUCCAUGAAAAGAGAGAUGUAGUGUACGGUCGCAUUAGUCAGUCGUCAUCACUUAUUGCUUCUGUUAUGGGUUUUAUUUUAUUGUCCUCUCAGUCAGAGAUGGUCCUGGGGCAAAUGCUAAAUGCGAAUGACGAAGCAUUCCAGUUUCGGAAAGUGCGGAAUUGAUAUCCCGGUCAGGAGCUUUUCUAUUUUCUAAUUUAUUGCCAUUGAUCACUAGUUAUCCCUUGACAUGAAUGUAUAUAUUCCUUCAUGCUCUAACCAGAAAACUGCUACGGGGACUGGACUUGAGCCUUGAGUUCAUCUCCGUUACUCGGUGCAGUGAAUGCUUACAUGAUUGCAGAUAAGAGGGCAUUUACUCAUGUUUUAUACUUU
Messenger RNA from Marchantia polymorpha subsp. ruderalis, 1589 nucleotides. The record is from the annotation of a GenBank genome assembly. Lineage: Eukaryota; Viridiplantae; Streptophyta; Marchantiopsida; Marchantiales; Marchantiaceae.